Molecule: messenger RNA, 720 nt
Organism: Scaptodrosophila lebanonensis
Lineage: Eukaryota; Metazoa; Arthropoda; Insecta; Diptera; Drosophilidae
Gene: vnc
Product: N-alpha-acetyltransferase daf-31
Exons: 1
Coding region: 21-602 (193 amino acids)
Biological process (GO): N-terminal peptidyl-glutamic acid acetylation
Cellular component (GO): NatA complex
Molecular function (GO): protein-N-terminal-glutamate acetyltransferase activity; protein N-terminal-serine acetyltransferase activity
Source: RefSeq, a predicted model, not a curated record
AUCAACCAAACAAAGCCAACAUGAACAUACGCUGCGCCAAGCCCGAGGACCUCAUGACCAUGCAGCACUGCAAUCUGUUGUGCCUGCCAGAGAACUAUCAGAUGAAAUAUUACUUCUAUCAUGGCCUCACGUGGCCACAGCUAAGCUACGUGGCGGAGGACGACAAGGGCGGUAUAGUUGGCUACGUGUUGGCCAAAAUGGAGGAGCCGGAGCCUGGGGAGGAGAGCAAACACGGACAUAUUACCUCGCUGGCGGUUAAGCGUUCCUAUCGUCGCCUUGGUCUGGCGCAAAAAUUGAUGAAUCAAGCAUCACAGGCCAUGGUCGAGUGUUUUAAUGCCCAGUAUGUCUCUUUGCAUGUCCGCAAAAGCAAUCGGGCUGCCCUAAACCUCUACACCAACUCGCUUAAAUUCAAAAUAAUCGAAGUGGAGCCCAAGUACUAUGCGGAUGGUGAGGAUGCCUAUGCUAUGCGUCGCGAUCUGAGUGAGUUCGCCAACGACGACAAAUCAAAAGGCAAGGUGGCUGACCAAGAGGUCGAGAGGAAGCCCUUAUGUUUCGGCAUCCCUGGCAUUCCUCAUGCUCAUGACGGUCAUUUUUGCUGGUAACGCAGCGAGUGCGUUUUGUAGUUUUGCAUUUUUAUGCGUUAGGUUUUUGUAAUUACUACCACAUAUACACAACAUAAUAAUAUUAAAUAUAUUUGACAAGAAUUUGUUCUUUUGAUCA